UUAACCAUCAAUUAAAAGCAGCACCACCCACCAUGGAUAUGUCCCAGAUCAGCCCGGCCGACCAGGCCAAAGUACAGCUCAUGCAAGAAAUGGAAAUUGAAAUGAUGUCCGAUUUAUAUAACCGCAUGACAAACGUGUGCCACAAGAAGUGCAUUCCACCGCGCUAUUCGGAGUCGGAGUUGGGAAAGGGUGAGAUGGUCUGCAUCGACCGCUGUGUGGCCAAGUACCUGGACAUUCAUGAGAAGAUUGGCAAGAAGCUGACGGCCAUGUCCAUGCAGGACGAAGAACUCAUGAAGAAAAUGUCCAGUUAAUGCGUUUACACACAAAACACCUGUCAUAUUGGCACCAUUUCCUACUUAACCAAAUCGUAUUGUUUCCUGUUUCCUGUUCCCCUACCGGCUAGAGCUCGCCCAGAGUGCAUUUCGAGCGGUACGAUAUGUUGUUAAAGGUGCAUGUACAAACACACAAAUCUUAACAAUAAAUAACACAUUUAUGCGUGCUGUGUAAUACUGAAAA
This is a messenger RNA of Drosophila guanche, 516 nucleotides long. RefSeq names its product mitochondrial import inner membrane translocase subunit Tim10 (gene Tim10). The transcript is spliced from 2 exons. Lineage: Eukaryota; Metazoa; Arthropoda; Insecta; Diptera; Drosophilidae. Bases 33 to 311 code for a protein of 92 amino acids. Gene Ontology annotation, cellular component: mitochondrial inner membrane. Gene Ontology annotation, biological process: protein insertion into mitochondrial inner membrane. The record is from RefSeq and is a predicted model, not a curated record.